This is a messenger RNA of Hippocampus comes (tiger tail seahorse), 6062 nucleotides long. RefSeq names its product a disintegrin-like and metallopeptidase (reprolysin type) with thrombospondin type 1 motif, 7 (gene adamts7). Lineage: Eukaryota; Metazoa; Chordata; Actinopteri; Syngnathiformes; Syngnathidae. The transcript is spliced from 24 exons. Gene Ontology annotation, molecular function: metalloendopeptidase activity. Gene Ontology annotation, biological process: proteolysis; extracellular matrix organization. Gene Ontology annotation, cellular component: extracellular matrix. The coding region runs from base 519 to 5852 and encodes 1777 amino acids. The record is from RefSeq and is a predicted model, not a curated record.
UGUUGGCUGGGUUUGUGCAGAUUAAACACUUCCUGACAUUUUACUGCAAUGGUACUGCUGUGUGACGACCUGAAAGUUGUAUUAGUUGCAUAAACCUGGGAGUCCUGAAGUGAACCACAUGAAUCCUAAAGCACUUGUUCGAUGUUCAUCUGGGUCGGCUCCGAUUACGCGGAGUCCCUGUUAAAACUCCUUGCAGCCGAUAUGAAGAGAAAGCCUAUUGUUUUGGGUCCACCCAUCUGUGGGGGUGGUUCCGCUGCGAAAGUUAGCAAAGUUUUCAAGCUGUCACUGGCGAGAGGCGGAUGGAGGCACAGGCGUUUUUAAGCAAAGGCGAAGGCCGACCAACAGCAAGCCUAGCACGGGGAAUACAUAAACAGCAGCAGAUAACGAUGAGGCUUGAAUUGCAGAAAGUAGUUUAAGUGCGCGCUCGAAUGCUGGGGGCCACGAUGAAGCUCAUUUGAAUGAUCAUUUGGCACCGUGUAAACUGUGUCAUGUAAACUUGAUCUUUCUGUGCUGGCAAAAUGACCCGUUUGGACUGCAGGCUUCACAUCGCACAUGGAGCUUCUCCCAUCCACUUUUUCAUGGUACUUGUGACCGUGCUGGACAACUGCAAGUCUGGGCUGGGACUACAACGACAACCAGAGAGAUUCCUCCAGGACCUUCCUCCGUAUGAAGUGGUUCACCCCACUAGAGUGAGUGUCACAGGUCACUUCCUGUCCAACUUCCUGUCUCAUCGUGCUCGCCGCAUACAGCGUCGCCAUGUCUCAGGGGAGUCCAUGGACCAGGAGCGAGUCUUCUAUCAAUUGUGGCAUGCUGGCCACAGUUUACACUUUAACUUGACUCUCAACCCACAUCUGCUGGCUCCGGGCUUCUUGACAGAGCGUCGGUACGGCGGCCUCAAAGGAGGAAAGAUCCGCCCCCCUGGAUUUGCUCGGUGCCAUUUCCUGGGGGAAGUGUCGGAUGGAUCGGCUGUCAAAGGGAGUGCAGCGAUAAGCACCUGUGAUGGACUGACAGGACUGUUCAAAUUGUCAAAUGAAGAGUUCUUCAUCCAGCCUCUGGAAAAGCCACAUGAUGAGCCCUCGGCACUUCAGGCCCAUGCCAUCUUUAAACGCCAUGCUUCCGUCCCGUCAUCCUGGAGUCCACUUUUAAAGCCCAUCUCAGGGAAACAAGCAGUUAAUGGUUCCUGUGGAGUCAAAAAUUCGCAUCACAGUUUGGAAGCGAUUGAGAGAAAGCGGGAAUACUGGGAGCAGCGCCAGGACAGAAAGAAGAGAAGGAUCCAUCGGCGCUCCAUCAGCAAAGAGAAGUGGGUGGAAACACUGGUGGUGGCUGACCCAAAAAUGGUGGAAUACCACGGCAGCAAAGGUGUCGAAAGCUACAUUCUUGCUGUAAUGAACAUUGUAGCAGGUCUUUUUCAAGAUCCGAGUAUUGGAAACGCCAUCAACAUUGUUGUGGUUCGACUUAUCUUACUGGAGCAGGAUGAGGUCGACUUAAAGAUUACUCACCAUGCCGACAACAGCCUGAGUAGCUUUUGCAAGUGGCAGAAACGACUCAACAUGAAGGGAGACGAUCAUCCUCUGCACCACGAUGUAGCCGUUCUGCUCACCAGGAAGGACAUCUGUGCAUCCAUCAACAUGCCGUGUGAAACGCUGGGUUUGUCCCAUGUGGUAGGGAUGUGUCAAUCACAUCGCAGCUGCAGUAUUAGUGAGGACACCGGCCUGCCGCUAGCCUUCACUGUUGCACAUGAGCUGGGUCACAAUUUUGGGAUUCAGCAUGAUGGCAACGGUAACGACUGUGAACCCAUUGGGAAAAAACCUUUCAUCAUGUCCCCGCAGUUGCUAUAUGGGACCUUGCUGCCCAAGUGGUCCAGAUGCAGCCGGCAGUAUAUUACACGCUUCCUUGACCGUGGCUGGGGUUGGUGUCUUGAUGAUGCCCCCGCGAAGGAUACCGUUUCCCAAAGCUUGCUGCUUCCUGGGGUUCUGUACAGUGCUGCCCAUCAAUGCCGUUUGCAGUAUGGAUCUGGAUCCCUGCUAUGCGAUGACAUGGAUAAUGUGUGCAGCACGCUGUGGUGUACUGUAGGAGCAACAUGCCACUCCAAGCUCGACGGUGCUGUGGAUGGAACCACUUGUGGCCAAGACAAGUGGUGUUUCAGUGGGCAGUGUGUCGCAGCUGGGCAUUACCCAGACAGUGUCAACGGGGCCUGGGGUACGUGGAGUGAGUGGUCGCCCUGUUCAAGAUCAUGUGGGGCAGGAGUUGAGAGUGCACAGCGGGACUGUGAUGACCCAGUUCCCAGGAACAGAGGGAAGUACUGCCUGGGAGAAAGACAGCGGUAUCGCAUCUGUAACACAACACCGUGUCCAAACAACGUGCCCACUUUUAGAGAUAUCCAGUGCAGUCAGUUCAACAGUGCACUCUACAAGGGCAAAUUCUAUAAGUGGGUUUCGGUCAUAAGCAGAGUCAGUCCUUGUGAACUCCACUGCCGUCCACUGGAUGAACACUUCUCCGAAAAGAUGCUCGAUGCCGUCACUGAUGGCACCCCGUGCUUUGAAGGCAACAAAAGCCGAGACAUGUGCAUCAAUGGCAUCUGUAAGGAUGUUGGCUGCGACUACGUGAUUGAGUCAAAUGCAGUGGAGGAUCGAUGCGGCGUGUGUCUUGGUAACGGCUCCACCUGUGCAACUGUGAGGAAAACAUUUGAGGAGAGUGAAGGACUGGGUUAUGUGGACAUUGGACUGAUUCCGGAAGGAUCAUGGGACAUUCGGAUUGAGGAGAUGGCCGAAGCUGGAAAUUUCCUAGCGCUCAGAGGUGACGGCCCCAACAAGUAUUAUCUCAAUGGCGGCUGGACUAUUCAAUGGAAUGGCGAGUACAAGGCAGCUGGGGCUGUAUUUACGUAUGAACGAACAGGACAUCGAGAGAACCUAACCUCACCUGGGCCCACCAUGGAACCACUGUGGAUUCAGCUCCUCUUUCAAGAGACCAAUCCAGGAGUGCGCUAUGAGUACACAAUCAGUCAAAAUGUUUCUGAGGAUAAUAACGGUUCGGCCUCAGUUUUCUUCUGGAAGUGUGGAUCAUGGACUGAAUGUAGUGCCACCUGUGGAACAGGUGUUCAGAGGCAGAUUUUUCACUGCGUGGAAAGAACUAAUGGAAUAGUGGAUGAGUCAUUUUGUGAUCCUUUCACCCGUCCUGAUGACAACCAAACCACCUGCAACAAGGAGCCUUGUCCAGCCAUAUGGUGGGUGGGUGAGUGGCAGAAAUGCUCAGCAAGCUGCGGGAGCUCUGGCGUGGCUAAAAGGACAGUGAUGUGCAUCCAAGCCAUCAGCGUGGAUGAUCAGAAAGCCUUACCGCCCAGUCAAUGUGAAUCCAUCCCAAAACCUGAGUCCGUUUUGUCCUGUAACACAGACAUCCCAUGCCCGGCAGAUUGGACCAUUGGCAGUUGGUCAAAGUGUUCACUAACGUGUGGAAGGGGAGUACGUCAGCGUAACGUGACCUGUUCCAGAAACACUGGCGUGGACUGUGACCUGCAAAAGAAGCCCCUCUCUCUGAGUGCCUGUUCAAUCCAAGACUGUCCUCAAGUUGUGGACAAUUUUGGUGAUAUUGACUGGUCCGGAAGUGGAUGGACAAGCGAAGAAGUGUUGAAUGAAAUUAACCUCAUACCUGCGGCCAAACUACCUCCGAAGUACAGUUCCACCAAAGUUCAAUCAAAAAAGAGUGAUCCAAAUGACGUGAAUAACAUCUUUGAAGACUUCCAUUAUCAUAAUAAAAUAGAAGGUGAAGACAAUACUCCCAAAGUGGAUGACUUUUACUAUGACUACAACUUCAUCAACUUUCAUGAAGAUUUAUCAGAUGAGAAUGCUGGAAUAGAUUCAGGGAACAAUCAGGAUCAAGAUUUUCUGCAUGAGGAAGAGCCAACUGGCAGUGUGAGGACCACAACUCUUUCUUUGAAACCUGCAGAACCAGAAAACAUUACUAAAGACACCCUGGAGAACAUUGGAAACCCUGGAAAAGGAAAACCUUCUGGAAAUUUUGAUGACUACCUUGCUGAGGAUUAUCUUCUGCCUGUUCCCACCACUCGGUCACCUCCAGAACAUUCUUCGCAGAAAAAUGGGUACGAUGAGCUCCUUUGGAAUGAAAACAAUAAUGCGAGUUCCCCUUUGAAUGACACUACCGGAGAGCCUACAAAGAGUAAAAAUGUGGGGCAAGCUGCAGACGAGGCUGAAAAUAACCACAAUUUCACAGGGGAGGAAAAUCACACUGGGGAAUUCACUCCAUCAGAUGCUGGUUCAAAGCCUGGAAUUCAAGCUGAGGAACAUCACACUGUCACACUGACAGUGAAACCCCGAAAAGAAGAUGGCUUAAAAUUGCACCAAACUUCCACGAUGUCUCAAUUCGCUACGCCUAAGACUUUAAGGUCUUCAGUGCCAGGAACUGUUGGAGCUUCAGAGUUAUAUCUUACUCCAAGUACCAAUGAAUCAACGACAUUUUCACCUGAUGUUCAUCUGGAAAAUUUGCACCCGACCCAUCUCACCACAGAAUUGGUUGCCAUUCAAGAUAAUUCUGAAAGAGGCGUCAGUACGAACUCACUGCCUCCGUCUGACAGUUCCACUCUUCUCCUUACCCCAGAUUUUGUCAUGUCAGGUAAUCAAAGUGACCCUGAUGAUACCAUAUUGUCUGCCGGAACACAGUUGCAGCCGCCUACGAACCGGGAAGGAUACAGUCAGCCUCCCCCAGAUGAUUUCCAGCCAGCAACAACGGAACAGAGUCUCACGAAAGCUUCUACUGAAUGGACUGCAGCAGAUUCCUCUUAUACAUCAUCAUUUCCGUUUGAUGACCACGACUACGAUCAAAUCCUAAUUCCCCCGAUCAUAAGAUCAGGUAUUGCGAGUGACCCAGACUCUUCAUACAAUCCCCCACCGUUGAACACCGCAUCCACCGAAGCCAUUACCACACAAAAAACGACGACGAGUAUCUCUCCAAGCCAGCAUUCUUUUCUUUGGCCACCCCCUCAGACAAUAUCAGAACAAACGCCAGCCGCCACACAAGCGGCAGCCUUUUGGGUCACUGGCAACUGGAGCUCUUGCUCCACAAGCUGUGGUCUGGGUGCCAUCUGGAGGAUUUUGACAUGCAGUACUGGCUCCGAGACUGAUUGUGACCCAGUCAAGAGACCCACACCUGCCCAGCGUUGUUAUCUGCGCCCCUGCUCCAUGUGGAAAGUUGGGGAAUGGACUAAGUGCUCCAGGAAUUGUGGGGGUGGUAUAAAAUCUCGAGAAGUCCAGUGUUUCGACAUGCGGGAUCAGAGACCUCUACGACCUUUCCACUGUCGAGCAAUGUCCUCCAGGCCACAAAGCCAAAUGACCUGUAAUCUUCAACCAUGCCUUGACUGGUACACUUCUUCCUGGGGACAGUGUUCGGAGGUUUGUGGAGGUGGAGGACAGCAACGACUUGUCACGUGUCCAGAGGAGGACCUUUGUGACACUGGCCUGAAGCCCAACAACAUUCAGCCCUGUAAUACUCAGCCUUGUACUCAGUGGCUAACUGGAUCCUGGGGACAGUGCUCAGCGUCCUGUGGCAGUGGAGUGCAGCGGCGACUCAUCAAGUGUGUGAACACAAAAUCUGAAACAGAAGAAGAGAUGGUUCCAUCUCAGUGUGACCAUGAGGUUCAACCGAGGAGCACACAGAAGUGUCACUUGGAUGAGUGUCACAAGGAUCCUCCCGGAGAAGUUUGUCUCCGCGAUCGUCUCACAUCCCGCUUCUGUCAGACUCUGCAGUGGUUGGGCCGUUGCCAAUUGCCAAACGUGCGAGCGCAGUGCUGCAAAACCUGCAAGCGACAGCCAGGCCGGACCAGCAGCAUCAGUCACCACUGAGUCACGAGCAAAGCAACCACUCAUUGAUGAAAUGUGGAUUUUUGUCACCCCAAUAGACUGCCGGUUUAACUCCACUGUUCAGUAACGGAGGGAAUGUAAAUAUUUAGGUUGACUUUGUUGAUAAUAUAUUGCCCAGAAUGGCAAAACUGUCACUGACAAAAGGCUACAGAAGAUGGCGCUCUCCCAUCAAUGUAGCCAGCUUAGAAUAUA